CUUCGUCAUUGCAUUUUCUAAUGUUCUGAUUUUUGUUUGUUUGUUAAGCGAAAAUGAGGAUGGAAAAUACUUGUUUCUUUUUUUUAAAAUUUCUGCUCUUUGCUUCCCGAGGAAAUUUGAUACUUGGGUUAAGCUAUUUCGGAGCGUAAUCAGGCUGGACUAUCUAAAAAUGGAAGCUAGAAAAUGUUGGUUUUCCUCUUUAUUUGUUUCAUAUUCUUGGGAACCAAACGGAAUAUCAGAGUGUUUUGAGUCGGUGAAUGUAAAUUCGUGUUUGAUCUGCUACUCUGAGAUGUUGAUGGGACAUACAGAUGGUCUAUCGGAACAUAGGUCAUCAAGGAGUCAUCUUUUUACUGACCCUGGAUCUGAGUUGGAUGAUGAUGACACUAAUGACAGCUCUGAGCAGAUACUUUACUCUGCCUCCUUUGAAGAACUUGCAAGAAACAGCAUUCAGUAUGACACUGUUAUAUGGCUCUCUAUAUCAUUGUUACUAGUUUUAGCAUGGGGUGUUGGUAUCAUUAUGCUGUUAUAUCUACCCUUCAAGAGAUAUAUUCUUCGCAAGGAUAUUUCUUCGCGCAGAUUAUAUGUUACACCUAGUGAAAUAGUUUACAAGGUCUCAAGGCCUUCAUUCAUACCCUUCUGUGGAACCGUGACAAUUGAGAAGCAUGUACCCCUGUCCCUGGUGAUUGAUAUAAUUAUUGAACAAGGUUGGUUACAGUCAGUUUAUGGAAUCGAUACAUUUAGAAUUGAAAGUAUAGCACAUGGAAAAGCUGCAGCAGUAGAUGAACUACAGAUUCAAGGGGUUUCUAACCCAAGUUAUUUAAGGAAGGUCAUCAUAACAGAAGCCUCAAAGACUAUACAGGGUGUGGGUAAAAGUUCAAAGCGUAGUUUAAUUUCUGGUGAAGGUGAAAGCAUAGGUCGUAUGGUAUCAUUGAGUGAGGGACCAGCUGUUUUGAGAUCACCGUCCAAAAGCUUGAAGGUGGCAGCUUCACCAAGCUAUGCUACAGUUGAGCGCAGAACCAUACUACCUGGGGAACUGCUACUUAAUAAACUAGAUGAAGUAAACAAAUCUGUGAAGAAAAUUGAAUUGCUACUCGAGAAGUCACAGCCUCCCCAUGAGAGGAGCUGAUAAAAUAUCAGAUACCGCCCAUGUCCAAGAUUUUACAAUUUGGCAGAAAGCCAAAGACAGGAGAAAGAAAAAUGAAGUAUAUAUAUCUGGUGGUAAAUUUGUCUGUACCGAUUGAAUUGGGAUGCCAAUAACCCGCCAUUUCAGGUUGCUGUACAGUGAGAAACUAAAUGAUCAGUAGGAUGUGGAUUAUGAUUUAUCUGCUUGUUCUGGUUUCUGUAUUGCAUGAGAAAUCCCUAAUCAUGUGGAUCAAGCACUGUCCAGGUACUAGGAACUGGCUAGGAUUCACAAGUAUGUUAUACCUCAACAAAAGCCAUGGACCUAAUAGGGAAUUCAGGAGGUUAUAUAUCAAUGUGAAUUUCAAAUUUAGCUGCUGAAAGAAAUGCUUGCAAUUUCAAAAUAUAUUUUGUAAUUUUUUUGGGUUGCUAGGAUAAGCCAAUAUGGCUGUCCAUAAUCAUUGCAAGUAGGCCAGAAGAGAGGGCUGUUUGGGGUCGCAACUUUGGAUUUUGUCAUCAGGUUAUUCGGUUGAUUUGUUGUCUGUU
Messenger RNA from Ziziphus jujuba (common jujube), 1665 nucleotides. RefSeq lists its product as uncharacterized. The coding region runs from base 170 to 1126 and encodes 318 amino acids. The transcript is spliced from 7 exons. NCBI's taxonomy places the organism in Eukaryota, Viridiplantae, Streptophyta, Magnoliopsida, Rosales, Rhamnaceae. The record is from RefSeq and is a predicted model, not a curated record.